AUGUUCUUAAUUCUGAGCUUGGUUUAUUUGAGUUUUGCUUUGAGACAGUGCUACAUAGAAGAUCUUUUUUACAACAGUUGUAUUAAAUAUUACGACAAAGAUAAUUCCACUGAUUGUGAUCCUAAUUUAGUCAUCACGAUUGGUACUGAAAUAUGUGAUUAUGGAUUCACCAACCACGACAUUUUCACUUCAGUAACGAUGGAAAAAGCAGUUAAAAUUGGUGAAAUGGCUUUUAGUGGUUGCACAAAGUUAGUUUCUGCAACAUUUGGGUUAUCACUCAAUUCUUUAGGAGUGAAAGCUUUUUAUGGGACACGGCUGACUACAUUUGACCUUAAAAAUGCCGAGAAAGUGUCCAACUCUGCUUUUGAGUCUGUGACCACUUUAACAACAGCUAAUGGAGGAUGUGAGCUUAAAAGUGUAGGCGACAGGGCCUUCUAUGACUGUCCCAUAACAACACUCUGUCCCAAUGAAAAUAAAGUGAGUUAUUGUCCUAAAUUGAUUUAUAUUGGAGAUGAAGCUUUUUACCAAACCAAUUUGAUAACAUUCAAACUUUCGAAUUAUUAUGGUGUGGAAUUGGGUACUUCAGUGUUUGCAAACACAAAACAAAUGACCACUUUUGAUAUGAGUGGGCAAACUAUAAUAACAGCGAAUAUGUUUGAGUCAAGUAGUAUAACGAAGAUUGUGGGGUCUGAAAAAGUGAAUUUUAUAAGAAAAGAUUCGUUGAAGUUAGCAACAGGGUUGACUCAACUUUCUACAGCAGAUCUUCUUUUAAUUGAAGAUAACUUGGAGUAUGUCACAACAAUAUUUUAUCAUGGAUUCUUUGAACCAAUAGUACAAAGCGGUGUUUCAAUCUCAACAAGCAAAAAAGUUUACUUAAGUGAAAAUUACACCAGCUCCAAAUUUCUUGGAAUACAACAAACAAGUUUUUCGUGUACAAGAUCUCAAUACUAUGAUAUUAAUACAAACACAUGUAUAGACUGUCAAACUGGGUAUUACAGUUUUGAUGGAGUGGAUAGUGAAUGUUUAUAUAAAGCAUCUCAAUGUGCUCCAUUUGGAUCAUGUGAUAUCAACGAUUGCACUGAUUAUCAAUGUGUAAAUUGUGGAAUGGGUCACUAUUAUCAUCCUGCGGGUCAAAGUUGUGUCAUAUCAUGUCAAGGGGUCGUCGGGUUUUAUGUUUUAAAUGAUGGAUUUACAUGUGUAAAUUGUCCUGAAAAUUGUAAGACUUGUACUGAGUCGUUAUUCGACAGUCCUUCAUUACAAUACACGUGCACACAAUGUCAGGAUGGAUAUGUAAUGACUAGUAAAGGGUCUUGUGUAGUAGAAUGUCCAACAUCAACAAACCAAGCUUAUAUGGAUGGAACGAUUCCUUGA
Molecule: messenger RNA, 1371 nt
Organism: Entamoeba invadens IP1
Lineage: Eukaryota; Evosea; Mastigamoebida; Endamoebidae
Exons: 1
Coding region: 1-1371 (456 amino acids)
Source: RefSeq, a predicted model, not a curated record